Messenger RNA from Poeciliopsis prolifica (blackstripe livebearer), 6062 nucleotides. RefSeq names its product crystallin beta-gamma domain containing 2 (gene crybg2). The record is from RefSeq and is a predicted model, not a curated record. The annotation marks the transcript as partial. Lineage: Eukaryota; Metazoa; Chordata; Actinopteri; Cyprinodontiformes; Poeciliidae. The transcript is spliced from 23 exons.
AAUUCAAGUGAUGGGAAAAUUAAAAACGUAAAACGUAUAUCAGAUUAUUGCAGGAAUAAUCUGGAUUAUUCAAACCUGGCGUGUUUGUUCUUCAGGACUGCAGAGGAAGAAGACAAGCCGGCCUCCCUGCAGCAGGCUUCCUCUGACUGCGCCUCCCAGUCCAGGUCAAAGGUUCGUCUCCUCAGUCACUCGGAUCUGGAUCUCUCGUCUUCUCGUCGUUUUGCUUCGUUGUCUUUCGGCCUGAGGAAGAGGAGGAGGAGGAAGGAUGAAGAGGACCUCUCCAGGAGCGCCAUCGGUCUCCAUAGCAACCAGCAGGAGAAUCCCGUCUCCCGCCUGGAUCUGGACCGGCCCGACCCGAAGUUCAGUUUGUCUCAACCCGAACUCCAUACCAGCAGAACCUUUGACAUCCCGUCUCCCCCGUCCUCCAACCGGACCGGACCGUUAACCAGAACCCGACCAGAACCGGAGGAGCUUCUCCCCAACAAAACCUCCAGAACUCUGAUCCCCUCCAAUCCGGAGUUUCCGGUUCCGACGGCCCGAACAGAAUCCCCCGCUGUUCCCGGCCUCCGGUCCAAUCAGGCAGAACCAGGUGCGGACCAGAACCAGAACCUCACCUCAUCCGCUGCAUCGGGAAACGGGGAUGGUUCUGAUGGUCCGAGUCCGGAUCCAGAACCUCCCGGUACCUCCAGGCGGGACUUGGGUUCAACUCUGGACGGACCGGAACCUGAAGAAGCUUUAGCAUUCUCUAUGAUCCCAAAACCGGAACCGAGCCGUUCCGAACCGAACCCGGCGGUACCAGCUGCAGGUUCUAAUCCUGAACCCGACACGGCGGUACCGCCUGCCAGCCCUGGUUCCGGUUCGGGUCGGAAUGCCGUGAUCGGAACUGUCUAUAACUGUCCUCGGUUCUCCGUCCCAGAACCAGAACCGCCAGGGGUCCAGAGCCCCCCUCCAGUGGCCCCCGGUCCCGGCGCAGGUUUUUCCGGUUCUGCUGAAACCAAACCCAGCCGUGUGAUUCGGGUUCGGCCCGGUUCCCACAGCGCAGGCCCGGUUCCCGCCUCUCCGGUUACUGCAGCGUCUCCAGGGACGGACUCUCGGGUUUCCGAAUCUGAGCCCAGGCUGGUUCCGGUCGGGCGGCCCAUCGCAGCAGACUGCUUGCCUCCGCAUCGCGGAAUGAACGUUCAGAACUUCGAACCUCCCGAACCGGACCGGGCUCUGAAUCCGGGCUACCUGAGCCUCGGUUCGGAUGACGGCGCGGAGCUUUACUUCAGCGCCCCGGAGAGCGGAGAGGAGGCGGACCCGCGGGACGGCGGGGGGGAGGCUGAGAGCCCCAGAGGUCAGAGGUCAGAGGAGAAAGCAGAAACCGCCUCGGCACAGGUGAGAGUGUGGGAGGAGCCCGCGCCACCGGUUCCGCAGGUAAACAGGCUGCAGGAAUGCGGGUUGGCCCCGCCCGCCGCUGCUGCCCCGGCGGAGAGAAUCCAGGCCGCAGAAACCCAGGAUCCCGCUCAGAAAGCCCCGAACCUGCCGAGACCGGUUCUGGUUUCGGACCCCAGGAGAACCGAGGAAACCCGAGAGGAGGAGGAAGAGGAGCGCACCUUCACGCCUCCUGCAGCGGGAGGGACGCCUGACGCCGCCGCCAGCCGUCCCGAGGGGGCGGGGACCAGGACGCGCCGCGUCAACGAAACCGCUGAGACGCAGCGACAGGUGCCAGACCUGAAGUCGGCUCUGGACGCACGCAGGCCGCCCGGCGACCCGCAUCCAGUCCGCGCCGCGGCUCACCUGGACCGCAGCUGCCAGCCUCCAGAACCAGAACCAGAACCAGAUGACAGGAUGAGUUCAGGCUUCAGCAGCCUGACCACCAAGCUGGCCCUGAAGAACCCGUCUCCUCCCAGAGAGGAGGAACCCAAAGCCCGCUUCCUCAAAGUGUCCCUGGUUAACAUGGAAACCAGCAGCACGCCGGAACCAGACGAUCCGGAACCAGACGAUCCAGAACCAGACGAUCCGGAACCAGACGAUCCGGAACCAGAGUACAGGUGGAAGAACCGUUUUCAGGGCGUGACCCAGUUUCCAUCCAGCAGGUCCCCUCUCCCUGCAGAUGAUGAACCUUCGUCACACUUCAGCUCCUCAGACAGCUCUGUGUACCUGAGCCCCGCUGGAGGCGGGGCGUGGAGGCGGAGCCUCCUGGGGGAGGGGGAGGAGUCAGCUGCUCCUGCAGGUGAAGAGGACGAGCUGCUGAAAGAGGAGACAGAGUGGAGGAAGCCGAGGUGGCAGCUGGAGCCGCUCAUCGAAGACGACGACUCCUUCUUCACCGGAGUCUUCAAGGCCACCCUGGUGGACCUGACCCCCGACCCCCUGACCUCUCCUGACUCCCCAACGUCCCCCGACGUAGACUCCCCCGUCAACGACAUGGAGAGCCUGGUGGACACCCUGAGGAGCAUGGGGCCCUCUCAGAGGCCCCGGAGUACCGGCGUCAGAGCAGCUCCUCCUCCACUGGUCUCCACCCUGUCCCCCAUCAGAGAGGACACAGGGAACCCCAUCAUCUCCACCCUGUCCCCCAUCAGAGAGGACACAGGGAACCCCAUCAUCUCCACCCUGUCCCCCAUCAGAGAGGACACAGGGAACCCCAUCAUCUCCACCCUGUCCCCCAUCAGAGAGGACAUGGGCAGUCCCUUUGUCCGUAGCACCCCCCAGAGGACAGAGGAGCCCCAGAACCAGCUGUACACCCUGCCUCUGGACCUGGGCCUGAAGAGGAACAUCUCCAGAGACCCCCGCUCUCCAAUGGAGCUGAUGAAGAGCCAGGACCUGACUUCCUCGCUGCACAACGGGAACGGCGCUCCUUCGUCUCCCACCUCCGGCUCCCGCCUCGACAACAGUGUUCUUUUCGGCUCUUACCGCUCCUCAAACCCGGACCUGAAGCUGGAAAAUGGGACCGCCCAUCGGCCGCGGUUCAGCUCCCUGCCAGACACAGGAACCCUGGGAAUGAGACUGAGGGAGACUAGUGAGGCGGGGCCUGUUGGGGAGGCAGCGGGGUCCCGUCUGGAGCGCCUUUCCUUCCUCGUCAACUCUUCAUCCCUGAACGGUGACGCCGGCCCCUCCAGGAUCAGCCGAUCGCCCUCCUUGAUACUGGGUUCCCCCACCUCCAACAGCCCCACCCAUUUGCUCAGCCCCACCGGCUCUAUUGACCCUCACUGGGCCCCCACCAUCUCAGAGCCCCAACUGUUCAGCCAAGGGCCCGGGGUCCUACAGAGGAGCCUCAGCUAUGAAGGGCUAUCACAGGCAACCCUGUUCAGCAGUUUGUCUGGAGGGCCACAGUUCAGCAGUUUGUCUGGAGGGCCACAGUUCAGCAGCGUUCAGGCAGGGUCCCAAUUCAACAGCAGAGGGUCCCUGCUCCAGAACCAGCAAGAUGAACCAGACAGCAACCAGAUGUCCAAGUAUAGAGCCUUCCCAGAUGCCUAUCUCACCAAGGAGAAGGAGCACGGGAAGCUGAACCCACGACCAGGAAAGAUUUACAUCUUUGACCGGCCGGGAAUGUGCGGCCGCAGGAUGGAGAUCCGCGGAGACGUCAUGGACGCCACGUCCUGGGAGCUGCAGGACACCAUCUCCGUCAGGGUGGUGCGAGGAGGGUGGGUUCUCUAUGAAAAACCCAACUUUAAAGGGGGGAAGAUCGCCCUGGACGAGGGAGACAUGGAGCUCACCUGUCCCUUCAGCCCACCUGAGAAAGCGCUGCAGAAUGGACAGGAAGAGGAGAAGAAGAACGGAGAAACAGAGGAGCAGAGCCAGGAGAAACCGACCCAGAAGUUCAUCAUCGGAUCGAUUCGCAGAGCGGUCAGGGACUACAGCGUUCCAGAGAUCUGUCUCUUCCCAGAGGAGAACGCAGAGGGAAAGAAGGUGGUUUUCAGGGACACAGCGGAGGAUGCCAGGAUCUUCGGGUUUCCCAUCAAAGCCAACUCCAUCAUCGUGAACGCCGGGCUCUGGCUGGUCUUCGCUCAGCCCUUCUUCCAGGGCGACCCCCGCAUCCUGGAGGUGGGGGGCUACUCUAACCCUGCGGCCUGGGGAGUGGAGCAGCCCUACGUGGCCUCAGUGCAUCCCCUCAAAGUGGGAGAACCUCGGGUGGAGAACAUGGGGGAACCCAAGAUGGUGAUCUACGAGAAGCCAUACUUCUCUGGGAAGUCCAGGACCAUCUCCUCCAACAUGAGGGACUUCUUGAGCCGGACGGACCGCCAGCAGACCCUCUUCAUGGCCAGCCUGGGCUCUCUGAAGGUCCUGGGAGGAAUCUGGGUGGGAUACGAGAAGGAGGGUUUCCGCGGUCACCAGUACCUGCUGGAGGAGGGCGAGUACCACGACUGGAGGGUGUGGGGGGGCUGCGACUCCGAGCUGCGCUCCGUCAGGGUCAUCCGGGCGGACCUGGCGGACCCGGUGAUGGUGAUGUUCGAGCAGCCUGAGGAGGAGCAGGGUGUGACGGAGGAGAAGACCUUUGAGGUGACGGAGGCCAUCCCUGACGUAGAGCUCUUCGACUAUAAAACCUCCACCCGCUCCAUCCACGUUCUCAGCGGAGCGUGGAUCGCCUACUCCCAUGUGGACUUCUCAGGGAACCAAUACAUCCUGGAGAAAGGCUUCUACAACAACUGUGCUGACUGGGGCUCCCAGGACACCCGGGUCUGCUCGGUCCAGCCCAUCUUACCGGCUCCAGCUGAAACCUCCGGCCCCAGAGACGAGAUCAUCCUCUACUCUGAACCAGACUUCCAAGGCGAACGCCUCGUCUUUCACCACAGCCAGGGGGCGCUGUCAGAGAAAUUCCUCACCAGGUCGUGUCGAGUGGUGAGAGGAAGCUGGGUCCUCUGUGAGAACAAGCAGUUCUCUGGGAACAUGUAUGUCCUAUCUGAGGAGGACUAUCCCAGUCUUACCAGUAUGGGCUGCCCCUCCAGCUGCUCCGUGCUCUCCAUCAAGCUGGUGCCGAUGACGCUGUCGGUGCCGUCCGUGUCUCUGUUUGGACUUGAAGGUCUGGAGGGCCGGGAGAUCACCACCGAGUCGGAGGUCACCAGUCUGACCCAGGACGGGUUCAACAACCACAUCCUGUCGGUCCGGGUCAACAGCGGCUGUUGGGUUUUGUGUGAGCAUAGCAACUACAGGGGGCGCCAGUUCCUCCUGGAGCCGAUAGAAAUCACUAAUUGGCCCAAGUUCAGCUCCCUGGACCGGAUCGGGUCCAUGUACCCCAUCAGACAGAAGCGUCACUUUUUCCGGGUGAAGAACAAGGAGAGCGGUCACUUCCUGUCGGUGCAAGGCGGCGUGGAGGAGCUGAAGUCAGGUCGGGUGGUGGCGGCGGCGGAGGUGGAGCCGCUGAGCGACAUCUGGUUCUACCAGGAGGGACGGAUUAAAAACAAGCUCUCUGCCUCCAUGUGCCUGCAAGUGAUGGGCAGCGUGGAACCGGCAGCCAAGGUGGUUCUGUGGAAUGAGAGCAGGCAGCCGAUCCAGAACUGGUCUGCGAAUAUGCAGGGUCCGAUCGGCAGCCUGACGUUCCCUGGAAUGGUGCUGGACGUUAAAGGCGGCAGAACGUACGAUAAGGAGCAUGUGGUGGUGAUGCCGGAGAACGACGAGAGGCCCAGUCAGCAGUGGGAGAUCCAGCUGCUGUAGCGGGAAACCUGCUGUAGCGGGAAACCUGCUGCAGCCGGAAACCUGCUGCGCCUUUCUGGAGCUUGCCGUUCUCCUGAAUGCACGGAGACCGGCGAACCGAAUCUGAAACGGUUUACAGGCAGCAGCAGGAGGUUCUGUUACCAAAGAUACUCCCGACUUUCUGGUUGUGAUUCCACUGAGCUCCUGUAAAUGUUCUGCCUGGAUCGCUACGCAUCAACCAGCAGAACAGGAAUGUUUGCUUUCAGUAUGUUUAUAUGUACAUGUGUGUGGACGAUGCUGCAGCCGGGUUCUUCCUAUUUUAUUAGCUUCUGUUACAUUAACCUGCUUCAGCUCUGUUCAUAUUUGAAAUGAAAUGCAUGCAGUUGGAAGAUGUUGUACACAAGGAAAGGGUUUUAAAACGCUCAAUAAACAAUAAAGCAACUGUUGUUUUGUCA